Molecule: messenger RNA, 3587 nt
Organism: Nannospalax galili (Upper Galilee mountains blind mole rat)
Lineage: Eukaryota; Metazoa; Chordata; Mammalia; Rodentia; Spalacidae
Gene: Ska3
Product: spindle and kinetochore associated complex subunit 3
Exons: 9
Coding region: 105-1361 (418 amino acids)
Biological process (GO): mitotic cell cycle; chromosome segregation
Cellular component (GO): spindle microtubule; outer kinetochore
Source: RefSeq, a predicted model, not a curated record
UCCCACGCUUACGCAGAGUGGGGAACGCUCUGCAAGGACGGAUUCAAACUUGUGGCGGGUUGAUAGCUUACCCGAUUCCGGGUGUCAGCCCUGCCGCCUUCGGCAUGGACCCGAUCCGGAGCUUCCACGGGAAGCUGCGGUCCCUGGCCAGCAUGCUGGACUGCGAAGCGGCCCGGCUGCAACGGGCACUGGACAGCGAGGACAGCGACCUUCAAGAUCAUCCAAUGAGAAUUUUAUAUGACCUUCAUUCAGAAGUCCAGACUCUAAAGGAUGAUAUUAAUAGUCUUCUUGAUAAAACAAGAUUGGAAAAUCAAGAAAGCACUGAUUUCUUAAAGGCAACAAAAAUACUCAUGAAAAAAAAUUCAGCGGAUAUCAUAAAAAUAAGAGAGUUUUUUGAGAAGUAUGGAUAUAAUACACGUGUCAAGGAAAAUUCAGUUUGUGAGCAAGAAGCCACUGACUCCACCCCAGUGUUGGCCAUAUGUGAAGAUUUUCAGAAGUCUGGUGUGAAGGACGAUCUGUCCGAUCCCUGUGUUCCAUGCAGUUCUGUUUCUGAGAUGCUGCUACGAAGUCCACAGCUUUCAGAUUUUGGACUUGAGCGAUACAUGAUCUCCCAAGUACUACCAAACCCUCCCCAGGCAGUAAGCAGCUGUAAGGAAGAGUGCAUGAUUGAAUCCCCUCCUGCCAAAGAAUCAUUUGUUAAAGUGUUGAAGACUCCCAGAUGUGCUCUAAAGAUGGAUGAUUUUGAGUGUGUAACUCCUAAAUUAGAACACUUUGGUAUAUCUGAAUAUACUAUGUGUUUAAAUGAAGAUUAUACAAUGGGACUUAAAAAUAUGAAAAACAUUAAAAGUGAGGAGGCCAUAGGAACAGGGCCUGUGACCAAUGAUAAUUCUUUUGCCACUCCUGGUUCCAUAAUCCAGCAGCUGGAAAAAAGUGAGGCUGAAUACACAAAUUCACCCUUGGCACCCAAAUUCUGCACUCCUGGUUUGAAAAUUCCUUCUACAAAGAACAGUACAGCUUUGGUAUCAGCAAAUCACCCAUUAUCAAAACCAAAUAGUUCAUUGGGUGAUUUGGAAGUUAAAGACUGUACACCGUUAAUUCUAAAUUCAGAUGAGUGCUAUGAGAAUUUUGCAGAUCCUUCUUCUCCUACAAUUUCCUCUUAUGAAAAUCUCCUCAGAACACCUACACCUCCAGAAGUAACUGCAAUUCCUGAAGACAUUCUCCAGAUUUUAUCAAAACACAACUCAAACCUAGCCACUCCUGUGGCAGUUAGAGCAGUGCCAUCGAGGAAAGGAUUCCUCAGACAUGAAGGGCAGAGCAUCAGAGGUGCCCCGCAACAAAGAGAACUGGUGAAGGAAUCUUAGUGGAUGCAUCGAUUAUAGAGACUGAACAGAAACAGAUGGAACCAAAACUGGACUUUUUAUUCAUUUUCCUCUCUUGUUCCUUUUAAAAAUUGUAACGAUCUCACUGAUGUUAAAUCACCCUACGUAGUCUAAUAGAAUGGCUUAAGUAUUGUCAGAAUUGGGACAGUGUUUCAUGAAAAUGCUACUGCUUGCCAUUUCAGUUAGCAUGGCCUGGAGGUGUCAGUUCUUCUAUUCUGGCAUUAUCUCCCAGUCUGUCCCAAAUCUUUACCAUGUUCUAUGUCAGUGUUCUUUUAAGACUACAAACCUAGAGACACAGCUUUCAACUGACUUAGGAAAAGAGGGGACUUCCCAGCGUUAGCACAGGGACCAGUGGAGGUAGAGGGAGGACUUGGAUAGAAUGAGGGGUUCCCUGCUGCUGAGGGCUUUUCCUUUUCUCCCAGCUUCUCACUGUCACAGUUUCAUUCUCACAUUGGCUUCACCACAUUGCUCUUGGCCUCUCUGGCUUUGCUUCCCAGCUUGGCACCCAGCAGAUCCUCACCUCAGUCUCUCUGGAGGGUUCUGUAUACCUGGAUACAAGCCUUCAGAACUUCUGGAUUCUAGAACUACCUAAUUCCCAUUGAACCCACGGACCUUCUGUUUAAGAACAACCUGGACAGGGAGAAGUUGGGAUGAAUGUGGUCAGAAUACCUUGCAUGAAAUUCUCAAGUAAUAAAACCUCAUUAAAAAGAACUAGAAAGCAAUUAUAUAAUUAAAUUCACACUAGCAGUAUUGGGAGAACUUUAAAUUGCAGCCAACUGGAAGAUAGGCAGCUAGAAGUUCUCUGUAGACCAGCCAAAAGUUUGAGAAUUGAUCAAAAAAUAAAUAAAAAGGUGCUUUACAGGCUUACUAGCUUUACAAAAUUUCAUGUGGCAUAAAGAUUAUUCUAAAUUGUGUUGAAAAUCAAGUGGGAAAAUUACUGUGUAGGUCUAAGGUGUUGGUUUUGUUUUAAUUAUAUGUAUCAUCUGUGGUAUAUGUACAUGAAUGUGGGUCCCUGUGGAUCCCAGAAGAGUUUUAAAUGCCCUGGAGCAAUUGUGAGCCACUCAAUGUGGGUACUAGGAAUAGAGGUUGGGUCCUCUGCAAGAACAGUACACAUCCUUAACUGCUGAGCUAUCUCUCCAGCCCCCUAAGUUUUGUGUUACAUAAUGUAGCAUUAUUUUCGAGGUAAAGCUCUAAUCUACCUUUUGUGUGUUGCUGGUCAGGUCAUUUCUGGCAACCCCUCUCAGUACUUGGCAUUAUGGUUGGCAAUCCACAUAUCUGAGACAUAUCUGAGUAAAGGUGGGAAGAAGCAGAGUAAUCAGUCUAGCACAGGAGCCUGGGAAACAGAAUAGUGCAGCAGGAAGGAUUUCAGUGCUGCUGAGAACUCAAAGGACUGGGUAAUGUUGGGUUUGAUGAAACUGAAAACGGUGACUAAUUUUUGACACCCAGCCAGGUGUGGUGGUGCAUGCCUUUAAUUCCAGCACUCAGGAGGCAGAGGCAGGCAGAUCUCUGAAAUUGAGGCCAGUCUGGUCUACAUAGCAAGUUCCAGGCCAGCUAAGACUGCAGGGAGACCCUGACUCAAAAAAGACCAAAAGUUUUGACACCUUAGUUUGAGGUGGACUGAAAAAAGGACAAAGGAGAGGAGGUAGAGCAUGCUUUGCUAAAGGGGAAUAAAUGGGCAACCACUAGAGGGAGAUAAAAUAGAAGUUCUGUUGCCCUCACCCUCAUUGCUUUCCUAUGUUCCUAGCUUUUGUUGUUUAGGUGGUGAUGCUUCUAGCUUCCCAAGCUUCAAGUCUUUGCACUGUUCUUUAAAUGAGAUCCAAGAUCUUUACUGUGACCUAGUGACACUGUGAUUUGACCCCAGCUAACCUCUCCUGCUCCUGUAUACCUUAGCCACCCCACAGUUGUUUUUUUAAUUAUAUAUAUUUUCUAUUUUAUGCACAUGAGUGUAUUGCCUACAUGUAAGUGCACCCAUGUCUCACAGUGCCCAAAUCCCCUGGAACUGGAGUGACAGUUGUUAACCUGCCAUAUAGGUGCUGGGAAUCAAAUGCGGGUCCUCUACAAGAACAGUCAGUGCAGUGCUCUUAACCGCUGACCCAUUGGUUCAGCCCCACCCCAGUUUUUUUGAAAAUAUGUGUAUGAGUGUAGUGUCUGCAGGUAUAUAAGUGCACCCAUGAUGUGCAAAGCCUGCAGAGGCCAUAAGAGGGUGUG